UUCAAACAGUGACUCGCCAGCUCCAGGCAUUGAAUAUGCACUGAAUAAAAGAUGCAGAUCUCCCUGGCCAUUCACCAACAUCCUGCUUUCAAGGAUGUAUUAAUGUGGGCAUGCUGUCAAGUUGACCAUCACGUCUAUACCUCUAGGGAAACAUGGCGGGAGCAAUGAGUGUCACUAUAUUUCUAUCUUUUGUUUCGGUAGCCGUCACUCUAGGGUCCACUGGAGCCCCAAACUUGUCUUCAUCGAAGGCUACCAAAAAGACUACCCCAACAUCGCCUGUCAUCACCACAGUGGCCCCUGCCUCAAAAGCCAAUAUAACAAGUCUCAUUUUCAAUGAAACACCUGAUUCAGCUCCUACUGGUAACACUGGAGUCCCAUUGGAAUCAUCACCGACAACUUUGCCUUCCCAAUCCUCCCAGACACUGACUCCAUCACAAGCAUCCGAUGGUAGCACCACCUCUACAGGUUUUACAGCGGACACUUCUACAAAUCAGACCCUAACUGGAACAACUUCUCAUGACUCCACAUCCUCAAACUUCUCGUCAACUUUGUCACCAAACUCUGAUUUUACCACAGGGAACAUGAGCUCAAGCACAGCUUCACAAAGUGAUGGGAGCCAUGACUUAUCAAGGAGUCCGGGUCUUGUAGCAGUCCUAUGCAUAUUUUGCAUCUGUCUGGGUCUUCUACUGGCUGUUGGGAUUGCAAAGUUCAUUAAUUCCAGAGGUUCAAAGUUUGAGAGGCUCGAAGAUGUGCCAAUGGGCAAGAUGAAUGAAGAGUCUCCAUUUGCCCGUUAUCCAACAAAACAAUUCUGAAAGAUAACACAUCAUGAGACAAAGCCAUUGACCCAGAACUGAUAGAAUGUAAAUCAGUCUUUUGUUUGGGUUCAGAUGGUGCCGUUCAUGACAUGUCAUCCAUCCACCAUCAUGUUUUUUUCCUGUCUUUGUUUGUUUUGUCUGGCUGCUGGAAAGUGACAUAUGUUUGAAAGAAACCAGUAUAGCCCAAGGGCUACAAUCAACCCUGUGAUGUAGUACGGAAUAUCUACUCUGAGGUUGGUCAGCAGCAUACUAAAGUUGAUCAUUGGCCCAAGGUGAAGUACUAUUCAUUCAAAGAUGGAUGGAUGCGUCAAGAACCAUAAUGUAGAAGAUGCACAGACAAUGGCUGCGCUUCACAGGCAGCUCAAUUCUGCUCUUUUGUCCAAUUAUUGCAAAAAGAUCUGAUCUGAUUUGUCAAAAGCCCAAUUAUUGGCACAUGUACAGAAUUUAGUUAUCUGGAAUUCUACGUCUGGUAGAAAUGUGUUUGGGUAAGGAAAGUUUCCUCUCAUAACCUCUACAAGACAGCAUGUUAAAUAAAACAACAUUUAAAUUUACUCAAACUAGGGGUCAUGGCCAGAUUAGAAAAUGGGGUCCUGAGAGAAACUCCAAAAUGUUUAUUGCAUAUUGUUUAUUGCUUAUUGCCAGAUGAUCUUCUGAACUUCCCAAUACCUUUUUGAUGCAUUUCAGUCACUUCAAACCAUACUUCCAUCAGAUUUGAAUUAUGUCAAAAGUACUGUCCAACUGAUUUGUAAUAGACUGUCAUAGCUCCAAUUUAAAAAGUAAACAUUGUAAACAUUUUUUAUUUGAUCUAAUGGGGUUAGCAGCCUAAAAAGUUUGGGAAACCAUACUCUACCCGCUGUUGGUUCUUUUGACCUUAGGAAUGCCAGACAAUAUAUCCGCAGGAAAGUAGAAUCCAAUAAAGUUACCAAAGCACUGGUAGUGCGUUCCGAUUUCUAUCACCUGAAGCAUGCACCGAACUAUGUAAACGCGUGCAUGAGCUUGGCAAGUAUCAUGCCUGUAUUUGCAUUUUGUGGCAUGCUUCAAGUGAUUAUAGAAUAUUUAACGCUCUACCAGCGCUUUGAAACGUUUAUUUAAUUAUACUUUACUGUGGAUGUCUCACAGUCCUACCUGCAAAAAAAACACCCGCAUGGACAACCGGUAAAGUAUUUUAAAAUAAACCGUUUCCUCCAAACAGAAUACGCAAACGAUAGUUUCUAUUGGACAAUUCGGGUAUUCGUUUCGUUCCUUUUGCACGGUUUGCUUCCGUUUUGUUUUAAAUGGCAAACGGUUUCUAUAAUGAAUACGCCCCCGUGUAAAUGCAGCCAAUGUGUCAGGUAUCAUUAGAAAUAAAGCUGCUUCAAAUUCUCUGCUUAUUGAAAAUACUCAAUUGCCUAAUUUUUGUAUGGUUUGAAUUAUGUUUUCUGUUCUCCAGACGUGUUAUAUAUAUAUAUAUAUAUAUAUAUUUUUUAGGGGUAGGGUUAUAUAAAUUGUUAUCCUAAGACACAUUUUUUAAAGUGACCCACAAACAGCUAGUCAAUAGCACUAUUUUUUGUUUGUUUACCUGUGUUAACUAAAGUAAUGCUAUGACAACAACCGGGAAAAUUGACAAUAAUAGGGCACUUUCUCAAUAAACUCCAGGCUUGUUGUCAUUGACAAGACGGUGAAGUUAGAGCGAAAAAGACGAUUUAGCUGCUCACUGUUCAGCUUCCAGCCUCCCAUAAUUUGACUAAACUGCGUGUACUGCUCGGUUGCACGCGAACAUUGUUUACAGCCACAAACAUUUCCUGGCAUGUGACUGAACGCCAUUCGCAACGAAAGCUGCACGGACAGAGUUUCAAGUCUAAAAAGUAAUAAUAAAAAAAGUACGGUGAUAAAGACAACGAACUUCAAUGAAGAAACAGAACUACAUUUUCCUUCAUAAGCUGCAGUUGUGGUGUCUUUCUUCUCUGAAAUACUAAAGUCGACCAAAGCUGCAGUCUUGCCACACCAGGUGAAGGCGUCCCAGAGCUUCUGUGUCAAUGUCUUGGCUGUUGGCUGAGAGUCUGAGGGACUCUCUACCCACGGCCAACCUCAGCUAUGCAGUGCGGCGGCGUUUCUCAGGGACAAUACUGCUGCCCCCACUGUCUCGGCGCCACUCCACCCACACCCAGGACCACCGCAGGCUGCUGGACCUGGAGGCCCUCUACAGGAAUACCCUUGCCAGCGUGGCUGCCACGAGCCUGGAGACCAUCAACAACUCCAAUUUUGAUGUGGAGAAUGGGCUGCCGGUGGGACGCAGCCCUCUGGACCCCCAGGCCAGCCCCAGCUCCGGCCUGGUCCUGCAGGCCAACUACCCCCACAGCCAGCGCCGCGAGUCCUUCCUCUACCGCUCCGACUCAGACUUCGACCUCUCACCAAAAGCCAUGUCCCGCAACUCCUCCAUGGCCAGUGAGCUACAUGGAGAAGACAUGAUUGUGACACCAUUUGCACAGGUGCUCGCCAGUCUCCGAACAGUCAGAAGCAACUUUGCCGUCAUAACUCAUCUGCAGGAUCGGCCCAACAGGCGGCCGUCAGGCAGCAACACUCCCUCAAUGCCUACUCAUACCAAUCCAAGCAUACCAGAGGAGCCCUACCAGAAGCUGGCCAUAGAGACACUAGAGGAGCUGGACUGGUGUCUGGACCAGCUGGAGACCCUGCAGACCUGUCACUCAGUCAGCGAGAUGGCUUCCAACAAGUUCAAAAGGAUGCUGAACAGAGAGCUCACCCAGUUGUCAGAAACCAGCCGGUCAGGAAACCAAGUCUCAGAGUUUAUCGCCAACACUUUCCUAGAAAAGCAGCAAGAUGUGGAGAUCAUGUCUGGGCCUCUUAAAGACAAGGACAAGAAGAAGAGGCCCAUGUCCCAGAUUGUUGCGGUGAAGAAACCUGUCCUCAGCCCCAGCCUUGCCCCUACCCAGAUCCCCCGCUUUGGGGUCACCACGCUCCAUGAGGGUCUACUGGCAACGGAAUUUGAAGACAUCAAUAGAUGGGGUCUAGAUAUUUUCAAGAUAGCUGAAUACUCGGGGAAUCGGCCUUUGACCGUGGUGAUGUACUCCAUUUUCCAGGAGCGAGAGCUGCUGAAGAACUUUAAGAUCCCAGCCGACACCUUUGUCACCUUCAUGAUGACCCUGGAGGACCACUACCACACUGACGUGGCCUACCACAACAACAUCCAUGCUGCCGACGUGGUACAGUCCACUCACAUCCUCCUCUCCACCCCUGCCCUAGAGGCUGUCUUCACUGACCUGGAGAUCAUGGCUGCUCUGUUUAGCAGUGCCAUACAUGACGUGGAUCACCCCGGAGUGUCCAACCAGUUCCUCAUCAACACAAACUCUGAGCUGGCUCUGAUGUACAACGACGCUUCUGUCCUGGAGAACCACCACCUGGCCGUGGGCUUCAAGCUGCUGCAGGAGGACAACUGUGACAUCUUCCAGAGCCUCAGCAAGAAACAGGGACAGUCCCUCAGGAAGAUGGUCAUCGACAUGGUGUUGGCCACUGACAUGUCCAAGCACAUGAACUUCCUGGCUGACCUGAAGACCAUGGUGGAGACCAAGAAGGUGACCAGUCUGGGAGUGCUGCUGCUGGACAACUACUCAGACCGCAUCCAGGUCCUGCAGAACAUGGUUCACUGUGCUGACCUGAGUAACCCCACCAAGCCACUAGACGUCUACCGCCAGUGGACGGACCGCAUCAUGAUGGAGUUCUUCACCCAGGGGGACAGGGAGAGGGACAAGGGCAUGGAGAUCAGCCCUAUGUGUGACAAACACAAUGCCUCUGUCGAGAAGACCCAGGUGGGAUUCAUAGACUACAUUGUCCACCCUCUGUGGGAGACGUGGGCUGACCUGGUCCACCCUGAUGCCCAGGACAUUCUGGACACGCUAGAGGACAACCGGGAGUGGUACCAGAGUAUGAUCCAGCGCAGCCCCUCACCCACCCUUGAGGACAGGGACCUUGAUGGGGGGCCAGGGGCCCUGGAGGCCAUGGCGGGGGGCUGCUGCACCUCCACAGGGGACAAGUUCCAGUUUGAACUCACCCUGGAGGAGGAGGAGGAGGAGGAGGGCGACAUCGAGUCAGACCUGGAGAGCCCACCCGAGGAGGAGAUGUCACUGGGGGGAGAGACUUCUAGGAAGACCCCGGCCCUGUCUCAAUCCCCAGAGCCCAGCAGCAGCACCAGACACCGGCCCCCCUCCCCUCACCCUGGCCGGGCCCUCAGUCUGACCACCAUGUCAGUUAGGAGCCCCGGCCAUCUCAGGACGUUGAGCCCCGGGCUGGACGGGGACGACAGAGACGAUAUGGACAGAGAACUGGGUCAGGAAGGCAAUAGUGUAGCGUACCUACGGCUUGGCACGUAACACCAACCCUAGCCCACCCAGUACCUCAUUCAGUCCCUGCCUUGGUUCGUGGGUCCCAGCAGCAAUUGGACAUGCAGGGUGGGUUUUUUGACAACAGUCUGUAAUGACAACAGUCCCUUUACACUGAAGACACCUUUACACUGACCACCUUCCCUCCGUUUAAUCUUGUAGAACAAGAAGUAUUGUUAUAUCCUCUUUUUUUUCUCCUUUGUGCCAGAUGGGACUUUUUAGUCCUGCUUUCUGUAAUUGAUUCUAGGGGUAAAGUGUCAGAAACAGACUGCUGUAUAUGUCUAGCUGAUCUAAUGACAUGGCUAACCAGUCUCACCAACGUCUCCUGAUGGAGCAAGGAAUUCUACCGAGAAAAUGUCUUCCUCAAAAUGAUGGAAUAUAGAUCUAUUCAAUGGAAUAUUGUAAGGAUUGUGAUCAAUUUACAGGGUCUUAGAACUGUUGCACCAUACAAUUAGGGGGAUUAUAUUUGUUUGAAUUCAGUAAGCAUAAACUAGUAUAUUUUAUUUAGUUUCUGAGAUUUCUGUGAAUGAUAAGUUUAACCAAAUCCAGUAUGUACCUGAAUAGUGAGAUAAUUGUGACUUAAACCUCAGGGUAUGGAGAGAGAAAUGAUGUAGCACAGACAUCUUGGGUGCCCCUUAACCUAGACUGCCUGUUUCGAGUUUUGUCGCUGACGACAAACGUUUCUUAGAACUUCAAGAGGUUCAAGUUACACAAAAAUACAUAACUGAUUGACAUGUGUCUGGCGCCCUCUAUUGAUCUAAAUGAAGAGUUUGAGAACUAAAGCAAGUUAAUAAGUAUGGAGUAAGAAACAAACAGUACCAGUAUAAUUAUAUACAGUGGGGUCUGAAAUUAUUUACACCCUUGAUACAGAAUAAUUUAUAGGAAAUCUUUAUGGGUGUCAAUAAUUCUGAACCCUACCUUUUAGGGGUGGAAAAGUCAUUUUUUAGCACAAAAUAUAGCUCAGUAUUUUUAUUAUUUAUUUUAUAGAGUCAAUAUUGCUAUUCUUUAUCAAUGGUGUCAAUAAUUUCAGACCCCACUGUAUACAAGUCAAGUAUUUAAACAUUUCCUGAAGUACUGUGGUUGAUUGGGUUGUUUUAAAUCUAGACAAACACCACCACUACACUCAUAUUCGUAAAAUUGUAUUUGUUUUUAUGGGGUCGUAUUUUACGUUUUUGUCACAUUUUUAAAUAUGAUAUGAAAUGGUUGUUUUCUUUUAUAUAUUUGGGAUGUCUUCAGUAUGUCUGUUUGUCUCUGUGCUUUGUAAGCAUAGUUAUCAGGGUGCCUCCACCAUCCAGUAGCACUUUACAAUCUCUGUUGUAAAUUAAUUCAGUUCUGAAGCGCUUGAGCCAAACCAUGAUUCUACUAGACAGCUUACUGAAGGUUGUGUAGAUCUGAGAGGAAUGGAUAGGUGUAAUAAAUGUGGUAAUAAUUCCACCUAACCUAUCAGAGUGGUUAAAUUGUGGUUAAAUUGUCAUGUACUGUAGCUUAAACCUAUGAAAUCCUGUCAGAUCUCCACAAGUGUCUAGGGGUUAGGGGCUAUGGGUUGUUUCUAGACAGGGCCGCAGAGUAGACGAAUAGGGGGUUUUGUCCAGUAGGGUGCGAUGCUUUGAAAGUUGCAGAUAGAAAUGUAGUGAACAGAGAUGAUAUGAUUCCCUGUAAAACACAGCAGAAAAUAAUUUCCGUAUUGACAUUUGAUAACUUACCAUUUGCCUGAAUAGGCCCCUAAUGUCUUGUUUAAUUUGUUCUUGAGGGAAACAAGUAUAUAGGGAAAAUUGUGCCACAAGUGUUUGGAAUUUGAACCAAAGCAUCUGCCAGCCUAAGUCAUUAUGAAAUGUUUAACACAAUGUUCUCUCUGAAGUUGAUUGUAUUCAUGUUAUUUGAUCAAUUGUUAGAAUUAUGCUAAUUUUUUUAAUGGGAAAUGUCGUACCUUAAUACGUUGGAUGUAAUGCUUCGACUUAAAUGCCUCAUUCAAGUUUGUCAAAUUGAUUAAUGUUCUGCUCUUCACAGGGAUACAGCUUUUAUCUACAGUAUGCGAAUGCCAAUUGACCACAGCAAAACACAUCCAUUUUCCACCAAUGCUGUAUAACUUUUAACAAGUAUGCUACAGGGAAGGACCAACAGGAAUUGUAAGACGUUGUGGAGAAUAUGCUUGUACCUCAGAUGUACAGUACUCGUCAAAAGUUUGGACACCUUCUCAUUCAAGGGUUUUUCUUUAUUUUUUACUAUUUGCUACAUUGUACAAUAAUAGCGAAGAUGUCAAAACUAUGAACACAUAUGGAUUCAUGUAGUAACUAAAAAAUAUUUUUUGAGAUUCUUCAAUGUAGCCAAGCUUUGCCUUGAUGACAGCUUUGUACACUCUUGGCAUUCUCUCAAACAGCUUCAUGAGGAAUGCUUUUCCAACAGUCUUGGAGUUCCUACAUAUACAGUUGAAGUCGGAAGUUUACAUACUCCUUAGCCAAAUACAUUUAAACUCAGUUUGUCACAAUUCCUAACAUUUAAUCCCUGUUUUAGGUCAGUUAGGGUCACCACUUUAUUUUAAUGUGAAAUGUCAGAAUAAUAGUAGAGAGAAUGAUUUAUUUCAGCUUUUAUUUCUUUCAUCACAUUCCCAGUGGGUCAGAAGUUUACAUACACCCAAUUGCAAAUGUUUCAAGUAGCCUUCCACAAUACUUUGGGUGAAGUUUGGCCAAUUCCUCCUGACAGAGCUGGUGUAACUGAGUCAGAUUUGUUGGCCUCCUUUCUCGCACACACUUUUUCAGUUCCGCACACACAUUUGCUAUGGGAUUGAGGCCAGGGCUUUGUGAUGGCCACUCCAAUACUAUGACUUUGUUGACCUUAAGCCAUUUUGCCACAACUUUGGAAGUAUGCUUGGGGUCAUUGUACAUUUGUAAAAGACCAAUUUGCGACCAAGCUUUAACUUCCUGACUGAUGUCUUGAGAUGUUGCUUCAAUAUAUCCACAUACUUUUGCUUCCUCAUGAUGCCAUCUAUUUUGUGAAGUGCACCAGUCCCUCCUGCAGCAAAGCACCCCCACAACAUGAUGCUGCCACCUCCGGUUGGGAUGGUGAUCUUUGGCUUGCAAGCCUCCCCCUUUUUCCGCCAAACAUAACAAUGGUCAUUAUGGCCAAACAGUUCUAUUUUUGUUUCAUCAGACCCAAGAAGAUUUCUCCAAAAGUGCAAUCUUUGUCCCCAUGUGCAAUUGCAAACCAUAGUAUUUUUAUGGUGGGUUUGGAGAAGUGGCUUCUUCCUUGCUGAGAAGCCUUUCAGGUUAUAUUGUGGAGGGCCACAAUUUUUUUCUGAGGUCUUGGCUGAUUUCUUUUGAUUUUACCAUGAUGUCAAGCAAAGAGGCACUGAGAUUGAAGGUAGGCCUUGAAAUACAUCCACAGGUACACCUCCAAUUCACUCAAUUUAUGUCAAUUGGCCUAUCGGAAGCUUCAAACGCCGUGACUUCAUUUUCUGGAACUUUUCCAAGCUGUUUAAAGGCACAGUCAAUUUAGUGUAUCUAAACUUCUGACUCACUGGAAUUGUGAUACAGUGAUACAGUGAGUUAUAAGUGAAAUAAUCUGUCUGUAAACAAUUGUUGGAAAAAUUACUUGUCAUGCACAAAGUAGAUGUCCUAACCGACUUGCCAAAACUCUAGUUUGUUAAGAAGUUUGUGGAGUUGUUGAAAAACAAUUUUUAAUGACUCCAACCUAAGUUUAUGUAAACUUCUGACUUCAACUGUAUAUUCUGGGCACUUGUUGGCUGCUUUUCCUUCACUCUUCGGUCCAACUCAUCCCAAACCAUCUCAAAUUGGGUUGAGGUCUGGUGAUUGUGGAUGCCAGGUCAUCUGAUGCAGCACUCCUUGGUCAAAUAGCCCUUACACAGCCUGGAUGUGUGUUUUGAGUCAUUGUCCUGUUGAAAAACAAAUGAUAGUCACACUAAGCGCAAACCAGAUGGGAUGGCGUGCCGCUGAAUGCUGUGGUAGCAAUGCUGGUUACGUGUGCCUUGAAUUCUAAUUAAAUCACAGACAGAGUCACCAGCAAAGCACCAUCACACCUCCUCCAUGCUUCACGGUGGGAACCACACAUGCGGAGAUCAUCUGUUCACCGACUCUGUGUCUCACAAUGUCACGGCAGUUGGAAUCAAAAAUCUCAAAUUUGGACUCAUCAGACCAAAGGACAUAUUUCCACUGUCCAUUGCUUGUGUUUCUUGGCCCAAGCAAGUCUCUUCUUCUUAUUGGUGUCCUUUAGUAGUGGUUUCUUUGCAGAAAUUUGACCUUGAAGGCCUGAUUCACACAGUCUCCUCUGAACAGUUGAUGUUGAGAUGUUUCUGUUACUUGAACUCUGUGAAGCAUUUACUUGGCCUGCCAUCUGAGGUGCAGUUAACUCUAAUGGACUUAUCCUCUGCAGCAGAGGUAACUCUGGGUUUUCCUUUCCUGUUGCGGUCCUCAUGAGAGCUAGUUUCAUCAUAGCACUUGAUAGUUUCUUCAAGUGCAGUCGCAAAAACCAACAAAGUUCUUGAAAUUUUCCGGAUUCAUGUCUUAAAGUAAUGAUGGACUGUCAUUUCUCUUUGCUUAUUUGAGCUGUUCUUGACAUAAUAUGGACUUGGUCUUUUAUCAAAUAGGGAUAUCUUCUGUAUACAACCCCUACUUUGUCACAAACGCAUUAAGAAGGAAAGAAAUUACACAUGUUAACAUUUAACAAGGCACACCUGUUAAUUAAAAUGUAUUCCAGGUUGCUACAUGAUUCCAUAUGUGUUAAUAGUUUGUCUUCACUAUUAUUCUACAAUGUAGAAAAUAGUACAAAUAAACACCCUUGAAUGAGUAGGUGUCUAAACUUUUGACUGGUACUGUACAUAGAGAAGAAUCAGUGGAGGCUGCUGUGGGGAGGACGGCUCAUAAUGCUGGCUGGAACGGAGCAAAUGGAAUGAUGGAAACCAUAUGGGAACCAUGUGUUUGAUACCAUUCCACUUAUUCCGCUCCAACCAUUAUCACGAGCUCGUCCUCCCCAAUUAAGGUGCAACCGACCUCCUGUGAUAAGAAUACCUCCCAUUUUGAAGCGAUAGGACAGUGAAAUUUGAAAUGAACAGAACUUCCAAAAAGGUUCAACAGCUCCAGCUUGGUUAACUUGCCUGCGAACUAACACUAAAAAGUAUCCCCCCUUAACUCUUUUCCUGGUAAGGCAAGAGAAGAGUACAUUAGUAUUCAUACAUACUGUACUUUGACAGUAUUCCAUUCACUCAGCUGUUUGGUCAUGAAUAAGCAAACAGCUGAAAUAAGAACCUUAAAUUGUGAUGGGGAGGAGCUCAACUGCAUUGAGGGUAAAACGUACAUAAAUCAGUGCCAUUCAGUGUUAAACGUGUUGGCUGAGAAGUUAGAAUGGUGAUAAUUUGUUCCCUUGGUCCCCUUUUAUUGCUUUGCUCUGAAACAGUGGCACACGAUGGCAUGCCAUUACUGUUGUACUUCUGUUCUAUGACCGUCUUUUCAUCCUCAAUGUUGUUCCAAGUCAGAUAUUUAUUCGUAGUAUAUUUGUCUGUCAAAAUGUAAGUACUGUAAAAAGAGAUCUUAACGAUAGAAUAUGUAGUUGUGACAUGCAUUUUUGGACUAAUAUAUACCCAUCAGAACCCCAAAUAUAAGCUUGUUUUACUCCAAUGUUUGUAAACAAUGUAAAUGUAAACAAACACUGUAUAGCCUCAACAUGGUUCAAACUAUAAUUUUGAUAUCGUGGAGGGUCAGUCCCUUGCAUCCAUAGCUCAGUCUAUGAAUUAGAGUGUGGGUACAUUUCUCCAGGCCCAUUCCUUUUUAUUUAUUUAUUUAGUUACAUUGUUGUUUCAAUUAAGGAUACUAGCUUUCAAUACAUUUUUCUGGAGCCUAAAAAAAAAAUCAAGUAUACCUUUCAAAAUGUAUACAUCUAUCGCUCCAAUAUUUGUUUAGAGAAUUUGCUUUGUUUUGUUUAUCAUUUUUAAAGCCCAAAGUUUCUGGAGUUCAAGUUGUUCAAGGUGAAAAUGCCAAUAAAUAUGGAAACCUGUAUGCCUAUUAAA
Molecule: messenger RNA, 11204 nt
Organism: Oncorhynchus masou masou (cherry salmon)
Lineage: Eukaryota; Metazoa; Chordata; Actinopteri; Salmoniformes; Salmonidae
Product: 3',5'-cyclic-AMP phosphodiesterase 4D-like
Exons: 19
Coding region: 2831-5179 (782 amino acids)
Biological process (GO): signal transduction
Cellular component (GO): perinuclear region of cytoplasm; nucleus; cytosol
Molecular function (GO): 3',5'-cyclic-AMP phosphodiesterase activity
Source: RefSeq, a predicted model, not a curated record